Molecule: messenger RNA, 495 nt
Organism: Aspergillus bombycis
Lineage: Eukaryota; Fungi; Ascomycota; Eurotiomycetes; Eurotiales; Aspergillaceae
Product: MGR2/ROMO1 family protein
Exons: 6
Coding region: 1-495 (164 amino acids)
Biological process (GO): protein insertion into mitochondrial inner membrane; protein import into mitochondrial matrix
Cellular component (GO): TIM23 mitochondrial import inner membrane translocase complex
Source: RefSeq, a predicted model, not a curated record
AUGCAAAAGCAAUGGGUGCUUCAGACCAAGGAGGCGUGGAGUCUUGGCCUAAUCCGCACAGCGACCGGUGAAAACGCCGUCCAAAGGGGAAAAAGAAAGCAGCACGAGACGGUAAUACCGCCUUGCACAGGCUUAAUACCCCUGGCUCAGCUUUCCCCGCUUUACAACAUGCCCGUCGUUGCAGGACCUCCUCAGGCCCACGGCCCCUCCACUUUCGACAAGAUGAAGAUGGGUGCUAUGAUGGGAUCAACUGUUGGCGGUAUCAUGGGCUUCAUCAUCGGAACUGUCACUAUCUUCCAAUACGGCGCCGGACCCAACGGUGUUAUGCGAACCUUGGGUAAAUACAUGCUUGGCUCUGGGGCGACUUUCGGUCUCUUUAUGUCCAUUGGCAGCGUUAUCCGUACCGAAGGACCUCACAACGAUGCCUGGCUUCGCGCUCGCGGUCCCCCGAUGAUGCUUCCGCGCCAAAGCCCUCUGCGGCCCAUGCGCCAGUAG